Molecule: messenger RNA, 639 nt
Organism: Torulaspora delbrueckii
Lineage: Eukaryota; Fungi; Ascomycota; Saccharomycetes; Saccharomycetales; Saccharomycetaceae
Gene: SFM1
Product: protein-arginine N-methyltransferase SFM1
Exons: 1
Coding region: 1-639 (212 amino acids)
Biological process (GO): peptidyl-arginine methylation
Molecular function (GO): protein-arginine omega-N monomethyltransferase activity
Source: RefSeq, a predicted model, not a curated record
AUGAAGUACAUUAUCGAGCACAUGGAGCAGGAUUUCAGUCAAUGGGUGACUCUUGAAUAUGCGCAGAUCAUCCGAGACAUUGGUGCUGAAAAUUUGAUCCUUUCUUCGCUGCCAGAGGGUACUACAGAGAGCGAAAUCCCAGACAAAUUAUUACAUAUGGGACUUAGGUGGACCACAAAGGAUCUCAAUCAUUUGACAGAGGAGUUUAAGGAUUUGCAACCACUACAGAACGGCAGAGUGUGCUUGCUAGACCCAAGAGCUGAUCAGGACUUACAACCCGCAGAAACUGAACAAUUCGACUAUUUCGUCUUUGGCGGGAUCCUAGGUGAUCACCCACCUAGAGACCGUACUACUGAGAUCAAAGUCGCAUACCCUGAUUUAGUCGUGGGCAGAAGAUUAGGUGACAAACAGAUGACAACGGAUACAGCGAUCAGAACCACCCAACAAAUCAUUGAGAAAGGUAAAAAAUUCCAAGAUAUCCACUUCAUCGACUACCCCGAGUUCAGAUUUAGCAAAAAUGAAGCGACAGAGAUGCCAUUUAGAUACAUCUUGGAUGCUCAAAAUAAUCCAAUCCUUCCCGAAGGUAUGCUCGCUCUAAUCAAGAGAGACUCUGAACAAAGCUUAGACGAUUUACUCUAG